Messenger RNA from Galdieria sulphuraria, 1364 nucleotides. Its product is annotated as N-carbamoyl-L-amino-acid hydrolase. The record is from RefSeq and is a predicted model, not a curated record. The transcript is spliced from 3 exons. The coding region runs from base 26 to 1339 and encodes 437 amino acids. Lineage: Eukaryota; Rhodophyta; Bangiophyceae; Galdieriales; Galdieriaceae. Gene Ontology annotation, molecular function: hydrolase activity, acting on carbon-nitrogen (but not peptide) bonds, in linear amidines.
ACAAAGUUGUUGUACAAGCUGUUGUAUGUUGAAUUUACAGCUGUUUUAUUUCUUAUUCUUAUUUUCUCUUCUUACAUUUUGUACAGCAAAUUUUUCUGUUCCUCAUGUUUCUGUGAAUACCGAGAGAUUGAUUGAAGACUUGAAAAUACUUGGGCAGUUUUCCGAUGGUGACUACCCAGGUAUUACUCGACUUUUAUACAGCAAAGAGGAUAAGGCAGCUCGACGCUAUUUAGUAGCUUUAUUUGAAAAGUCUGGUCUGUCAGUUUCUUGGGAUCCGGUUGGGAACAUAUUCGCUCGGUGGGAGGGUAGCGAUCCGAGAGCACCUGCAGUGGCUUCUGGUUCUCAUUUUGAUACUUUGUUGAAUGCAGGCUUGUAUGAUGGCACUCUGGGUGUUUUAGGAGCAUUGGAAGCCGUAAGAAGUUUAAAGGAAGUUGGAUUUGAGCCAAAGAGGUCCAUCGAUAUAAUUGCUUUUACUUCAGAAGAAGUUAGUCGGUUUGGAAUCGGCUGUUUGGGCAGUCGUUAUCUGGUCGGAAGUCUUUCGAUUGAAGAGUUAGUGAAACUUAAGGAUAGUGAUGGAGUGGAUUUUGAAAGUGCUCGAAAGAGUUGUGGAUAUACAGAAAGGCUUGAAGAUUCUAAGAUAUCGGAAGACUUCUACUCUGCAUUUGUUGAACUGCAUAUCGAACAAUAUCAUAUUUUGGAAGAUGAAGGGAUUCCUAUUGGCUUAGUGACGGAUAUUGCAGCUCCAGCGUUGUACACAAUAGAAUGGAAAGGUCCUGGAGGUCAUGCUGGAAGUGUUCCGUCUAAUGAACGACAGGAUCCAUUCUUGGCAGCUUCAGAAUUUGCUCUUUCCUUGGAGCAACUUGUGCUAAGAGAUCCCAAAAACAGCCGUGCUACUAUUGGUCGAGUUGAGGUAUAUCCUGGUUCGGCAGGAGCUAUUCCUCGUUCUGCCCGUCUAUCAUUAGAUAUUCGAGAUAUCAACGAGGAGUCUAGGACGAGAGUAAAGGACCUAUCAUUAGAGAAGGCUGCUGCUAUUGCGAGGAAGAGAAAAGUAACCAUGGAAACAUCACACAAUUAUUCCUAUCCGCCAGCAAGAAUGGAUCAGCGAAUUAUUCAAGUUAUGGAAGAUUCCUGUAGAGCGUAUAAUUUUCGAUAUUUAAAACUCGUUUCCAGACCUUUUCAUGAUUCUCUGUUUAUGGCAACAAAAUUUCCAACUGGCAUGAUUUUUAUUCCUUGCAAUGGAGGAAAAAGUCAUGUACCAGAUGAAUAUGCUUCUCCAGAUGAUAUAUCACAUGGAGUUGAAGUGUUGGCUGAGACACUGGCAAGGCUAUCAUAUCAAUAAAGAAGGAAGUGUACCCCAUUAUUCC